This is a messenger RNA of Aspergillus homomorphus CBS 101889, 1818 nucleotides long. It is a transcript of the gene samB, whose product is annotated as MYND-type zinc finger protein MUB1. Gene Ontology annotation, biological process: establishment or maintenance of cell polarity; ubiquitin-dependent protein catabolic process. The record is from RefSeq and is a predicted model, not a curated record. Gene Ontology annotation, cellular component: MUB1-RAD6-UBR2 ubiquitin ligase complex. NCBI's taxonomy places the organism in Eukaryota, Fungi, Ascomycota, Eurotiomycetes, Eurotiales, Aspergillaceae. The transcript has a single exon. The coding region runs from base 1 to 1818 and encodes 605 amino acids.
AUGCGGGAGGUCAAUUUCAGCAUCCCGAAUGUCAACAAGGCCUCUGUCAAUAUCACAACCACACUCUACGACCGGCGUGCUCUCGACUGUACAUCUACCCUACCGCUUGUAAACUCACUCAACCAUCUAGCCUACCUUACAACGUCAUCCGCCCGCAUUCGCGAUAUCCUCACCAUCGAUGGCGGUGUCGAACGCCUGGUAGGCAUUUUGAAGGAUGGCCGGACGAGGGACUUGAUGGACUGUUGGAAAUGGAGCCUCGCUUUUCAAUGUGUCGUCAACAUCGGUGUGAGGGGCUCGGAAGCUGUGCGGACCAGAGUGGUCGAGGCGGACAUUGUACCGGUGGUUGCGACCGUACUGGACAAUUAUAUCAAGGUUUUCGAGAAGGCACGCGCCCGGGCCGAAAGCGAGACUCAUCGGCACUCGUCGAGAAAUCCCUCCAAGACCAUCCAUGGGCCCACGGCGAAUCUUCCUACACGCCCACUCUACGUUGAUCAGUCGACGAACACUGAACACCGUCCUUCUCGCCGUCAGGCGCCUCCCCCUCACCUCGAAAUUCCUCCUCACUACCAAGCCAAUAAUACAGAUACCAAUGCCAUGGACAUGGCAUCUUCUCCUCGUGCGCCAACGGCCACUCUUUCAGAGCGACGGGGCUACGUGCCAGAGCGACGGAGCUUGGCGAUUGUCGACAAUCCCCGCCAUGCUCAUGAGCACCGUCACCUUGUAAUGCAGCCUCUUUCCACGGCGGCUAUGGAUACAGCCGACGGGUUCGGCCUGCGUCCGGUGCGUGACGCGGAGAGACUCCCAAGCAUGCUUCCAGGUCUACAGAACGGGCUGAUCUCUCAGCCUGACUCACCUACUACGCCCAGUGGCCCCGCACAGCUGCGAAACCACAUCCAUACGAACGGGCUACGCACCCGCCCUACGCUGCUGCAACAACAAUCGGGAUCAGGCGAUUCAGAUAUCGCUAACGGCGAAGAUUCUACAGUUGGCUCCACAAUCGGCUCUGGAAAUAGUUCUGCGAUGGGCGAUGAAGCGGGUAGCCCGAUCACCGACCCGGUGGUUGGCAUGGAGAACCAGAUGGAGAUAGAUGAUGUUGGCGACAGGCGAUCCGUUCUGGAGGACGUUUCGAAUGCCCAUGAUUUGACUGUCAAUGAUUCGUCUGAAGGCCAAGAAGCGGACACAUUUAACAUUACCCAUCGGUCGGCUGUUGACGACGCACAGACGAAUGGUGCCUCAGCGCUGUCACCCACUCAAGCUGCCGAAAACGCCCACUCUCCUGUUGUGGUUCCGACUCCGUAUUCGUCGUACAUCCGCGAUCGGCUUACUAGCCAGACUACCAUCACGACGUUGCCUCGCGAUGAGGACGUCAUGAUGGCUCUUCAGCUCCUGGCCUAUGUCUCCAAGUAUUGCAGUCUCCGUACCUAUUUUCAAAAUACCCACUUUGUUCCAAAGCUCAAGGUUGAUCGUGAAUUGAAGGCACUCGAGGAAGGAGUGUCGCCUGUUGAGCCGGCCGAGGAAGAGGAGGAAUAUCUGCAGUCGGACGAUAUCAACAUCUUCCCUCUGGUGGAGCACUUCACGAUCCGUCACCACACGAAAGACAUGCAAUACUGGGCUUGCGUUGUCAUGAGGAACCUCUGCCGCAAGGAUGAGGCCCAGGGUGGCAUCCGGCAGUGUGCCUACUGGAAAUGUGGCAAGUGGGAAGAAUUCCAGCGCCAAUUCGCCAAAUGUCGCCGCUGCCGUCGCACCAAGUACUGCAGCAAAGACUGUCAGAAGGCGGCUUGGAUCAGCCAUCGCCAUUGGUGCCACUCCAAUCCUUGA